This is a messenger RNA of Penicillium diatomitis, 381 nucleotides long. Its product is annotated as vacuolar ATPase assembly integral membrane protein VMA21. Gene Ontology annotation, biological process: vacuolar proton-transporting V-type ATPase complex assembly. Bases 1 to 381 code for a protein of 126 amino acids. The transcript is spliced from 2 exons. NCBI's taxonomy places the organism in Eukaryota, Fungi, Ascomycota, Eurotiomycetes, Eurotiales, Aspergillaceae. Gene Ontology annotation, cellular component: endoplasmic reticulum membrane. The record is from RefSeq and is a predicted model, not a curated record.
AUGUCUGCUCGUCGUCCCCACGGGCAAAGCUAUGCCGACGUCACGGCUCAGCCGGCUCAAGCAGCUGACUCCGACACCACUCCAGCUGUUCCCGCUGACGUGAUAUACAAAUUGCUUGCCUUUACGGCGGCGAUGGCAAUCGGGCCUAUCGGUGUCUAUUUCUUGACUGUGAAUUCAGUCUUCGGAGGUUCGUACUCAACGGACUGUUUAUCACCUGAAACGAGCCAUCAACUGAAAUCAAUAGGGAACUCGACAUAUGCUGGUAUCACUGCUGCUGUGGUCGCCAAUCUGGUCUUGUUUGGAUAUAUCUAUGUGGCUUGGUUAGAAGACCAAGGCGACAGACAGGUGGCGGAAAAAGCCAAGUCCAAGAAAGCGCAGUAG